This is a messenger RNA of Bacidia gigantensis, 930 nucleotides long. RefSeq lists its product as uncharacterized. The coding region runs from base 1 to 930 and encodes 309 amino acids. Gene Ontology annotation, cellular component: membrane. Gene Ontology annotation, biological process: amino acid transmembrane transport. Gene Ontology annotation, molecular function: L-amino acid transmembrane transporter activity. The record is from RefSeq and is a predicted model, not a curated record. Lineage: Eukaryota; Fungi; Ascomycota; Lecanoromycetes; Lecanorales; Ramalinaceae. The transcript is spliced from 3 exons.
AUGCCAAUGUCCGCAUGGCGUCUCCGCCGCUACCUCGCCCCUACAUCUGGCCUCGGAGAUGAAGUUGGAACUGCAAGCAUGGAGACAUCAAGUCGACCUGAGGUUAUGGAGAACAUUCAUGAGGAUGGUGGACCCGAUCGGCAACUUGGGAAUAACAGGAGCCUAAUCGAGGACGACACGGCGAAAAGCGCGCGAAAAAUCAACUUUCUGAGCGGUAUUGCUUUGAUGAUCGGACUUCAGAUCGGGUCAGGAAUAUUUUCGACGCCAGCGACCGUUAUCACACUCAUUCCUUUCAAGACUGGAGCGAUCUCAAUUUGGGCUGGCGCGGGUCUCCUGGUAUGGACUGGAGCUGCCAGUUUCGCGGAAUUAGGAGUUCGGUAUCCCGGCAACGGUGGUAUAUUGCAAUACCUAAGACAUAGCUUUGGGCCGAAACCGGGAGCCGCGGGCGACAUGGUAGCCUUCGUGUUCUCCUGGAUUUGGAUUGCAAUAGUCAAGCCAUGCUCAAUGAUGGCGCUAGGGAUGUUGACCAUAAGUGGUAUUUUCGUCCAGAAUGGUCUCCGCGACGAAGGGAACGUGCCCUCAUACUCGCCGACAUCUACCACAAGAGCCUACCCUGACUUUCAUAGUGUUGAUGAGAGAGGGCAGCAUAAGUCACGAUUUACGCCGUUGACGGUAGCAGAUGCACUCUUCGCCGCGCUCUUCGCUUUUGGAGGAUGGGAAUCCGUCGGAUUUGUGGCUGGUGAAAUAGUAGAUCCUGAAAAGACCAUACCCAAGAUUCUGAAUGGUGCCAUGUCAAUGACAACAAGUCUAUUCACACUCACCGUUGUUGCAUUCUACUCCGUCGUGCCAUUGGACACUCUGAAAGAGACGAAUGCGGUCGCCGCGGUACGUAAAACUUUAUUGAGAUCGUGUUUGCCCUGGGUAAGAUAG